AUUUUCUCCACAUAAAACGCUUUCCUCCCUGUCGUAUACUUCUCGCUUAUUCUCGGCUUACCUUCGCGAUCCUUUUGCUCAUGGCGGCCGCAGGAGUUGUGCUUAACCACAUCGCUAGGUCAUCGACCGACGUGAAGCGUCUCGCUGAUUUCUACCAGGAGGUUUUAGGGUUCGAGCGGAUCGAUUCUCCCAAAUUCGGAGAAUUCGAGGUGAUUUGGCUCCGCCUCCCCCCGUCUUUCUCUCUUCAUCUCAUCGAGAGGGAUCCCAAGUCGAAGCUCGCUGAAGUUCCGUCGACUGUCCUUGACCCAAGCGCCCUUCCCAGGGGCCACCAUAUCUCCUUCGGCGUCUCCAACUAUGAUGCUUUUGUACAAUCUUUGAAGGAGAAGGGGAUCGAAACGUUCGAGAAAACCCAACCGGAUGGGAAGACAAAACAAGUUUUUUUCUUCGACCCGGACGGUAAUGGAUUGGAAGUGGGUAGUUGGUAAGCAGCAAGCCAACUUCUUUAUGAAGGUGCGCCUCACCGCUGAGGUCAGUGAAUAAAUAAUCAACCUUGUAGAUAUAUUAGUAUUUUAUGACUAUCCGUGCUUGCCUUUUUCUCCUACUUGUUUAAGUGCGUUGUAUCAAAAUAUGUCUGGAUAAUGUGUUUCUCUGAAGGUGUAAGCGAACUGCCAUAGCAAUUGUUUGAAUUCACAACUCCAUCAAUCAUUUUAUACUUGUUACUAAAA
Zingiber officinale is the source of this 725-nucleotide messenger RNA. RefSeq lists its product as uncharacterized. Lineage: Eukaryota; Viridiplantae; Streptophyta; Magnoliopsida; Zingiberales; Zingiberaceae. The transcript has 4 exons. The record is from RefSeq and is a predicted model, not a curated record. Bases 81 to 485 code for a protein of 134 amino acids.